AUCAAGACUCCUGGGAAGAUCGAUGACGACGACGAUGACAAUGACAACGUUAAUGAUAACUCGCUGAUAAAUAAGUAUACGUAGUAAACGUUUUCUGCGAGCACCAGCUGUCAUUGAUCGUCGUCGUUGAAGUCGCAAACCGCGGAUUCGUUUACCUGACACAAUCGUCGCGGCCCAGAACAAAAGCAGCAGGGACUGUCUCAGCAUCAUUGUCAAACGUUCGGAGAAGUCAGAGUCAGAAACUACCACGACACGUUUACGUUAGACACAAUCGGCGCGGUCCAGGAAAAUGAAAAGUCCAUCUAGGAGAGCCGCAAGGAUCUCGAGAAAACGUUCUUGCUGCCAUCUGCCCCGGCUGUAGCUCUUGAUACGGAACCACAAGGGAAGGAGUGAUCGAUAAAAUAUGUCUGAUCACCGAACGUGCCUCGCACAAAUACACCAGCAUCCAGCCUACAACAGUAUCGACAGCAGCAACAGCAGCGACGAGACUUGAGACUCGCCCCCAAACCGAUUCCGAGUUCCUUCAACCUUCAACUUUUUCAGCCCACUCGUCAAACUUACCCAGGAUACGCGACUGUCGCAUAUCGUCUUCUGGAAAAUGAGUGGCAGAGAAACCCUGAAGAAGACUCGGCAGCAUUCCUCGAUCCAGUAGACAAGAUACACUUCGAUGCCAGCGACGAUAGCCGACGAAGACGACGUACGGUGUUCAACGGGGGAUCGCGUAUUUCCGCAAUCGAGGAAGCCACGAGUGAUCCCCGAAGACUUUCGGGAGUCGAAGACCACGAAGAGGAAGACGAAGCUGUCGGAUACUCUCGGAAUAUCGUCGUGGGAUCACUUCUAUGUGCCUCCAUCACGUGGACGUUGCACCACGUCGUUUCGAAAGGUUUUUUGGGACGCGCCGCCCCAUCAAUCAUGGAUGUUGACUGUCCGAUCAUAAGUCUGAAGCGAUCUAGCAGUGCGCCGAUGAUUAACGAGAUCAGCAGCGCGACCAUGUCCGUCACCACGCCGUCUACAUCAUCGUCGAGGGAUGCUGUGUCGGGCUACAAUAUAUUUUCUAAUUCUACUCGUUCACGACGCUUCAGCACCAGUAGUCCUGGUAAUGUUCCUAGAUUGACACCACGUGUGAGUCAAUUAAGACAGGAAGAAUGCGUGGACGUUGCUGGCCGGGAAGCUGCACACGAGAAAGAAAUUCAUAGUGCCAUGCAAAUAUCGCAAUCAUGGGAGGAUCUCACUUUGGAAGCGGAAGGAUUGUCGUUCAAAGACUCAGAGUCUCCUACACAGCAGCUUAACAAAAUGGAACGACCGAAGAGGCCGUUAGAUCCCCUAAGUUUAAAUCUGUCCAUUACUGGCUCACCGUUGUGUUCUUCACCUUCACCCACAAGAUCAGGAUUUAAUCAAAGACAGUGUUACUCCCCUGGCAUUCAUAUUUGGAAGAGCAAUUUGUCUCCUAGUCCUACGAGAAAAGCUUUUGCCACAAGACGCAGCUUAAGUCCUAUCGCAAUAAGGCCAAGCUGCUUGGGGCCAGAAAGGAAGUUUGAAUUAGAUGAGACUGGGAUGGAUCAUAAUUUGCAACCACCUGCAAAACGUACUUCCGGUUUAUUGACAUCGGUUGCAUCCAGGUUAGAUGCACUGUCUAGCCCACUUCCAGGAACUAUCAGUUCCGUCGGUACACCCGAAUCAUUAUCGAGCGCGGAUUCACCUAGUUUCUCCUUCCGGCCAGUGGACAGUCCGUCACCGGUUCGCGCUGCUCCAAACAGUGACAGCGAUUCCUUAGAUGCGAGUAAUCAAAGUAAACCGACUGAUCACAUUCGUGUCGAUCAAAUCAAUCAGGACAAUCACAGAUGAACACGAGAUAUCAUCGUCGGACGUGUGAGAGCUUAAGAUUCGACGUGUCACUUAUUUUCGGCAUUUUGAUGUAGGAAAUUUGGUAUCUGUGUCCUGCAUAUUGAAUCCAAAACUCGGUGUAUCCUUCUCCGAUCUUCGUUGAGGAAAAUGACAAAAGACAGCGUUCUCAUAAUGGGAUAUGGAUCGCUUGGAACUAUAGUGCAAGUGUGAUGUAUUUUAGAGGAUAGACACCUCUAAUACGUUCUUCUUUGAUGUAUGAGUAAGCGUAAACGCCAAGAGUGUUCUCCCUUCAUUAUGCUAAUUAUACAUAUCCACGGGAAGACACUUUAUGUGUCCCGUAUCGUAAUCGUAUCGUUCUGUUAGAUUUAUUCCGGAGUGAAGCAUGUCCGUACUAUAAAAUGGUUCAUUCUUUGUUUCUUUUUCCCCACUUUUUUUCUUAAGUAUCGAUAUACAAUGAUUCUGUAUGUAGCGAUAAUUCCUUUCUCCCUUUUAUCAUUCUUUCUUCCACUCUUUAUUCUAUCCAUCCUACUUAAUCUUAUUUUAAUCUUUUGUUAUUUAUUUUUAAUGUUUGAUAAAUCAUGUUUUAAACAUUGGAUAAUUUUCUAUCCAAUGAGCUUAUUGGAUACACGUCCAAUGAGUGUAAUUUUUGUAAUUGAAACUGUAUUUGUUAUAUAGACUAUCAAAAUUGCAUCUCGCGUUUAAUCACGAUUUAAUAAUAUUGUACAGACAUGAUUUAAUCGUUUACAGGUGUUGAUGCUUUUAAUCUUUUUCUUAUUAUAUUAUUUUUAUUGAUAUCGGGGACUUGAUUUUCAAUUUUUCUGAAAAAAAUACAUUUUGUGUUAAAAACUGCGAUAUAGUUUGAAAGUUUUGGAACUUUUGAAGUAAUACGUUGAAGGCGAUGAAGAUCGUAUGACGUAAAAAUAUAAAGAGAAACAAGUUUGAAAGAUUUUUGAAUAUCUUUAUCUCUUUAUAUCAUUUCUUUAAACCUUUUAGAGAGAUGUACCUUGCAAGGAUACAUCUUUUUAAAGUUAUAAAUAUCUGAUUUUAAAUGCAAGAGAGAAUCUGCGAAUGUCGCUCGUUUUUCUUAGCUUCCGUCUGUCACUUUAUCUGAAGAUCUAUCAAACGUGAAAUUCAAGUCCCAUACACACGCAAUAUCCUUGUAUUUCAUGAGAUAAUGAUCUUAUCCUACUAUAAAUAAUAACAAUAAUAUAAAUGCGGCGUUUGUGUUCUAGAUUUCUCGGAAUAAUAUACGAAUAAUUCUCUUUCUCUUUUUCUCUUUCAUGCUUUGUUUACAAAUAAUGAUGCCACAUAGAUUUGCAGAAUGUUUUUUUUUUUUACUUAAAAACCAAAGCAUAAGUAUUAAGUUUACUAUAUAUUAUAGUUAGUACUCUCCCCCUUUAGCCAUUGCUCUUCUUUUUUCGUUUUCAAGAUAUGUGAUUUCACAUCGAUUUAUGAAAUCAAUCAAAUUCUUGUCUUUAUAUACAUAUAUAUAUAUAUAUAUAUAUAUAUAUAUAUAUAUAUCUGACAAAAUAUAAAUAUAUACAAAUAAUCUCAGAAAUUAUAAGGCAACAUAUAUUGCAUGAUCUUUAGAUCGAACGGAGCAUUCCAUACUAUUUCGAUCGGGGGCAUUACUUUUGGAAUAUAUAUUUGUAUAAAUAUAUAUAAAUAGAGAGAAAAAAGAGAUAAAAAUUUGAGAUUAUGUUUAUAUAUAUUUAUAUAAAGUUAGAUUUCAGGAGUUAGCUUGACUGAUGAUGCUACGAGAAUCUGACUGUGCCAGAAAACAUUAGUAAUAUGCGCAGGAAGUAUUGUUUAGAUCUUGUAUGCGUUUUAGGAUGUAUAUUUCGAACUUCCUCCCGCCUGUUAAUAAACUGAUAAUAGAUUAUAUGUUAUUUAUAAUUUUAA
Molecule: messenger RNA, 3747 nt
Organism: Nylanderia fulva
Lineage: Eukaryota; Metazoa; Arthropoda; Insecta; Hymenoptera; Formicidae
Product: P2R1A-PPP2R2A-interacting phosphatase regulator 1
Molecular function (GO): protein serine/threonine phosphatase inhibitor activity
Source: RefSeq, a predicted model, not a curated record